This is a messenger RNA of Amaranthus tricolor (Joseph's coat), 1263 nucleotides long. RefSeq lists its product as uncharacterized. The record is from RefSeq and is a predicted model, not a curated record. Gene Ontology annotation, cellular component: TRAPPIII protein complex; TRAPPII protein complex; TRAPPI protein complex. NCBI's taxonomy places the organism in Eukaryota, Viridiplantae, Streptophyta, Magnoliopsida, Caryophyllales, Amaranthaceae. Gene Ontology annotation, biological process: endoplasmic reticulum to Golgi vesicle-mediated transport. The transcript has 10 exons. The coding region runs from base 411 to 995 and encodes 194 amino acids.
AAAGAGCACACACAAAAACAAAACAAAGAAGGGGAAAUUAACCAAAUAUCAAAACUCAAAAAAGCCUUGUUUACUCAAAUAUUCAAACACAAAAUUGUCAGAUCUUAGAUGUCGCCACCGCAUUGAUCACCUUUUUCUGCCAUUAUUCAUCCAGUUUCGCCGCCUCUAGUGACUCAAGUCGCCGUUGCUGCUGACGCCGAAUCUCUCUGAGAAAUCUUGUCAACUUCUUCAUACAUGAAUGAACCAACUAUGGAAGGUGAAACUUCGAUGGUGGAAUUCAAGUCUUCUUCAACCUUCAGAUGUGUCGAGGCUAGUCAUUUUUUCAUAUUGAAGGCUAUUUUUGUAAGAGCUUAACCACAUUUGUUAGACGAAAUACACAUACGUGCCUUGUCUGAGAAAGAGUGAUUGAAAUGAUUGGAGUGGGGAAGAUGAAACAAUACACUAACAUUCUUGACAAACCCUUGAGCAAAGGAAAACAAGAGGUCAGCUUAAGUGCCUUUGCCUUUUUGUUUUCGGAGAUUGUACAGUAUAAUCAGACCCAGGUGGACAAUAUUACUGAACUAGAGCGAAGACUAGAAGAUGCGGGAUAUGCUGUUGGAGCACGAGUGCUGGAACUUCUUUGCCAUAGGGAGAAGGGUAACAGAAGGGAAACACGCUUACUUGGUAUUCUGUCUUUUGUACACAGUACUGUGUGGAAGGUGUUAUUUGGGAAGGUUGCUGACUCCCUUGAGAAGGGCACUGAACAUGAAGAUGAAUAUAUGAUCAGUGAGAAGGAGCUUCUUGUGAACAGAUUUAUAUCUAUACCCAAAGAUAUGGGAACUUUUAACUGCGGUGCAUUUGUCGCUGGAAUAGUGAGGGGUGUCUUAGAUGGUGCAGGUUUCCCAGCCAUUGUAACUGCUCAUUUUGUUCCCAUGGAAGGGCAGAUGCGUCCAAGAACCACUAUCUUGAUAAAGUUUGCAGAAGUGGUGCUGAAAAGGGAAGCAAGAUUAGGCUGAUCUCGGAUAGAAUCAUCGUUUCGUGAAACUGUCAAAGAUCUUGUAUGCUGUUAGUGCAACAGUUAAGUUUUUGCUGCUUCCCUGUAUGAAUCUCAUGAGGGUUUACAUUAUCUUCGUUAAAGUUCCGAUUUUAGUUAGGCAUGAUCUCUUCUGGUAUCAAAGUUCAUUUUUUGUAUUUAUUAUUUAUUAUCUUGUUGACAAUGUGAAGCACUGUAGGUAAACAAUUGGAUUGCAAUAUAUUGACUAUUUGCUUUUUUGAGAAGUUCAA